Molecule: messenger RNA, 354 nt
Organism: Aphanomyces invadans
Lineage: Eukaryota; Oomycota; Saprolegniomycetes; Saprolegniales; Verrucalvaceae
Exons: 2
Coding region: 1-354 (117 amino acids)
Source: RefSeq, a predicted model, not a curated record
AUGUACAGUAAAGCCGCCAAUGGAAUGGCUGAAGACCUCCUCGACCAAGUGGCGUACGGCGAAGGUGGCUUCCAUUUCGAAACUGUUAUGAGAGUGCGCGAAGUCGACGGACAGUUUCAAGUGCUUGUGAAGUGGCAAGGCAUUGAAGAUGACGAAGCCUCGAAGGAAUCGGCAGUCAACCUGUACGAAGGUGUCCCAGUACUCCUGCAAAAGUGGGUCGCGUCAACGGAUGAUCAAGACAAUCGUCCGGGCAUGCGAGUUGCCCUGGAAAUGACACUGGGUCAUAUCUCCGGUCGGUUGGCCGGUGAGUUUGGGGGGACUAACAGUCCGCGACACCUUCGAGGACACCAGUGA